AUGGACAAGGCCAACGAGAAAGAGGUUGUGGUGGCCAUUGUUGGCGCUGGCCCUUCAGGCCUAUCGGCAGCGGCAUGCCUGAACCGCCUUGGCGUCGCCAAUGUCGUGCUCGAGAGAGAGGACUGUUCUGCCUCUCUUUGGAGAAGGAGGUCGUACGAUCGAUUGAAGCUCCACCUGGCCAAGCAAUUCUGUGAGCUCCCCCACAUGCCCUUCCCCUCCAAUUCACCCACCUUUGUCCCUAGGAACCAAUUCGUCGAAUACCUCGACAACUACAAGUCGUAUUUCGAGAUCAAGCCGUAUUACCGACGGACCGUCGAGACCACGUCGUACGACGACCGAAUCGGCAAAUGGCGGAUCGUGGCAACAAACAUGGGCUCGGGCGAGCAGGAGGUCUACGUGGCGGAGUUCUUGGUGGUGGCGAGUGGGGAGAACAGCGAGGGCGUGAUGCCGGAGGUUGAUGGCUUAGAGAGCUUUGGCGGGGAGGCAAUGCACUCGAGCAACUACCGGAAUGGGAAGGAAUUCAGAGGAAAAAACGUGUUGGUGGUGGGCUGUGGGAACUCAGGGAUGGAGAUUGCAUACGAUUUGUGGAGCUAUGGUGCCAACACUUCCAUUGUUGCUCGAAGUCCCGUGGAAGUUGUUACCAAGGAAAUGGUGUUUAUUGGCAUGGUUUUGCUAAAAUUUCUUCCAUACCGAAUCGUCGACCUCUUGAUGAGGCUACUUAGCAAGCUAAAGUAUGGUGACUUCUCCAAGUACGGCCUUCGGAGGGCGGAAAAUGGUCCGUUCCAUCAGAAAGCAGCAACCGGGCGAACCCCCACCAUUGACGUCGGGGCAAUGAAAAGGAUCAAGAAUGGCCAAAUCAAGGUUUUCCCCUCCAUCAAAAGCAUUGGAGGGAAGCUGGUCACGUUUAUAAAUGACACAACAAGUCAAUUUGAGGCCAUAAUCUUUGCCACCGGCUACAGAAGCAAUGUACGGAAAUGGCUCCAGGGUGGAGAUGAACUUUUCAACGAUGCUGGUAUGACCAAGGUCCGGGACCAGUGGAAAGGAGAAAAUGGCUUGUACUGCGUCGGUUUCUCUCAACGGGGCCUGUUCGGCAUCGCUAACGACGCACGGAAUGUAGCCGACGACAUUCGUUUCGAACUUCAACGCCAAAGGAAGCGCGAGUGA
This is a messenger RNA of Syzygium oleosum, 1164 nucleotides long. RefSeq names its product probable indole-3-pyruvate monooxygenase YUCCA11. Gene Ontology annotation, molecular function: NADP binding; flavin adenine dinucleotide binding; N,N-dimethylaniline monooxygenase activity. The record is from RefSeq and is a predicted model, not a curated record. The transcript has 4 exons. The coding region runs from base 1 to 1164 and encodes 387 amino acids. Lineage: Eukaryota; Viridiplantae; Streptophyta; Magnoliopsida; Myrtales; Myrtaceae.